Drosophila suzukii is the source of this 3340-nucleotide messenger RNA. NCBI's taxonomy places the organism in Eukaryota, Metazoa, Arthropoda, Insecta, Diptera, Drosophilidae. The record is from RefSeq and is a predicted model, not a curated record.
CUGGUCACACUGCUGCGCACACGGUCAUACUAGAGACUUUUCGAGGCGUAAUUUACACUCGAAACAUUUGACAAACUUCCAACAAAGGGAUAAAUGCAACAGCAAAAGCAUCGUUUGAAAUAUGAGUCGAAAGGGAGCGAGAGAACAAAAUGAUAUAUCGCUGAUCAUUGGGACGCUGCCCAAACGUCUGCAGAACAAAAUCGCGGCCAGCUGCAGCCACGCAGUAGCAGCAGCAGCAGCAACAACAAAAACGUCGGAGGCGGAGGUGGAAAAUGCUGAGAAUGCGGAGCCAGUUGCUCCGACUGCGAUUGCCUCAAGGCCAGCCACCAGUCGCCACGUCCUGACCAAUGCAGCUACAGGGAAACCCAAUCUCCACGCCCAGGCGGCCCAUCCCGUUUUGGAUACCAGCGGGAAAAUGACGCGGGAAUGCGGAAUUCCGGGCAUCCUGCGGGUGGCCACUUCGAUGGCAGGAGCAGGGGGAGGAGGAGGCGGGAAUAAAAGCUCAGGGCAAAGGCGCGGACACAACGCUCGUCGCAAGGGUCGCAACUCGCAUCUGGGCAAGGACAAGGAGCACGCUGCUCCACAGUCGCCAGUGACGCGCACCCGCCUGACCACCGAGCAUCGAUGGUUUGAGCCCCUCUUGAGCCUGCCCCAUGCCAAAAACAUAGUCCAGCUGUACGAUCAGCUUAUGGUUCUGAAUCAGAGGAAUCUCAUAUGAUAGUAAAACUGGAAAAACUUCUGCUACAUUCAUGACCAGCUGCAGGACGCCUUCAAGCAGCUGCUUCUGGAGCAUGAAAUUCGUUGCGAGCACAAGGUCGAUGUCUUCUUUUGGAAACUGCUCUUCUACAAUGUGCGGGAUUACCUCAAGCGGCAGCAAUCGGAUCAGGCCCACUCCCAUACGCUUCUUUUGAUUGAACAGGCCACCAAGUUCUAUCGCCUGGCUUACGAAAAGCUAAUGGCCAAAUGCGUGGCAUCGCCGCGCUGCGAGAGCGCCCUAAAGGUGGUGGCCCAGCGGCUGCUCAUUUGUCUGGGCGAUCUCUCGCGCUACCGGGUUAACCAUGUCAAGGCAACGGACUACGUGGAGGCGGCCAAGUACUAUCAGCGCGCUCAGGAGCUGGUGCCCGGUAAUGGAGCACCCUAUAACCAGCUGGCGGUCAUUUCUAUCUAUCAUCACAAGCGCUUUGAUGCCGUUUACUACUAUGUACGCAGUUUGCUGACUUCCAACUCGAUUCAGACGGCCAAGGAAAGCCUGCUGGAUCUGUUUGACGAGAUACGGCGCAAGUACGAGGAGACCGAGAUGAAGCAAUCUCCCAUGCACUAUGCAGCACCGAAGAACCAAAAGUCCAAGCAGAUGCGCAAGGAGGUGUGGAUAUAUCCAGACGGAAUCCGCCGCUUGCAUCGCACCGAUGACAAGGGAAACAAGGCGAAGGGCAAUAAGGCCACCGUGGCCGAGGUCACUCGGUACGAGGAAAUGGCCCCCGAGGAGCUUAUGCCCCGCGUUGUCUCCUUGUAUCUGUACUUGAUAGGAAAGCUGUAUACCGGCACAGAUGUGGACUCGUUGUACCCGCUGCUGAGGAAACUGUUGAUCCAAAUUGGCGUUGCGCUCAAGCACGAGAACCUGUUGUCACGCUCCAAACUGCUGAAAAUAGUGGCACUCAACUUGUUCGUCGUCGAACACAACAAGCGAAAAACGUCACGCCGCGAGAUGCGUUAUCACAGCUUUAAUUUUGCCAACUCAUUCUUUGGACUUAUGCUGAAGAAAACAAACCAGUUGCUGGCCGGUUUUGUGGAGGACUCUACCAACAUCCAGUGUCUCCCUGAAGAAGACUUUACCACUGUCAACACAUAUCUGCAGUAUAUCAAGGUUUAUGUGCAUUGGUUGAGCAUCAAUGCGGAUGUUUGGGAACCAGUGAGGUCAGAAGACCACUCUUUCAUCGAUUGCUGGGCUGUAUCUACCCUCUUCGAGUACAUUGAAUGCAUGCUGGGAAAGCAGAAGCUGGAGAAAAAAGAUAUCGCUUUGGAUGAGGAUAUUGCCCUUAGCGGCUUUAAUCCAUUGGGUCGUGAACCGAUGAGCAAGGAUUGCCUCAAAAGAGGACCCGAACGCCUCCAGUUUUUCGAACGUAUACGUAGGAUUGGCCGGUUCCGUUGCUAUGCCCAGCAUCAAGAGGCGCUGCAGCAGCCUCUGGACUCUAGCUUCACCAUUGAGGAUCUAAACGCAGCGAUGAAGAAUGCGCUGGAAUGCUUUGAUGCCGAGAGUUGUGGCUUGCGGUGAACCCCUUGAAGAUGCAAACCAGUUGUUGAGGAAUUGCUGUGUCCUUCAACCGAUGCCGAUGUUUCGCAGUUGUGCAAGCUGAAGAAGGAGCUUGAAGCCAAGGCUAAGGUUAAGCAGAUAUGCACCAGCAAGCUGGAGGAGAUCCUCAAGUUCGUGGACACAAAAAUAUACAUCGAGGUGCGUCCUCGCUACCUUCUACCCGACACCAACUGCUUUAUCGACUGUCUGGAAGACUUUGAGAAACUGUCCACAGAGUUCAAGCGUUACACUCUCAUCAUACCGCUGACUGUGGUCAAGGAACUGGAUGGUCUGUCCAAGGGUGUUAAACUGGAUUCGUACCGCAGCUCGAAGCAGACGCAGCGCAUCCACCACUUCGACGAGGUGUCAUCGCGGGCCAAAAAGUCGUUGGAGUUUAUCAAGUCGGCCAAGAGCAAUGUGAAGUGUGCUACUACUAAAGUCUUUGUCAAUGCCUCGGUGUUUGCCCUAGUUGAGGAGGAGUAUCUCUCCAAUGACGACAAAAUUCUGGCAACAGCUAUGGCUGUAUCGAAGACGGCCAAAUCUGAACAAUGCACAGAUGGCAAGUGUUUUAUUCAAACGGAAUUAGUUCUGAUUACCACCGAUCGUAAUUUGCGUGUGAAGGCUCUUUCUCGGAAUCUGGCGGUUAGUGCUUUGGACGAGUUCCUGCAAUGGGCCAAGGACUGCCGCGAAUCGACCUGAAAGCCUUUUUCUAUUGCGAGUGGACCGGCUAACAAUGUAAAAGGACUCGCCCAUCGCACGGUGCGUUGCGGAGCGAGCUUGAGCUAUUAUAUUACCUACAUUAUACAUAAAUGACUAUGUAAGUCGGGGUCGGCAGGUGCAGACACAUACGCUGGCCGCGAAUACGUACACGACGUGGGUUCCUGAGGACUGGACACGGAUACACAAGCGCGGAUGUUUUGAUGCUUCCCCGUGGUGAUGCUUCGUCGGAGCACAUCACGUUGGCUUCCAAUCAUCUAGUUUGUUUUUUCUCACUUCAAACUUAUAUUUUGUGACUUUCGGAAUAAUUAAAUCAUUUGGAUUGUUGUUCAA